This is a messenger RNA of Benincasa hispida (wax gourd), 1468 nucleotides long. Its product is annotated as GDSL-like Lipase/Acylhydrolase superfamily protein. Gene Ontology annotation, molecular function: hydrolase activity, acting on ester bonds. The record is from RefSeq and is a predicted model, not a curated record. Lineage: Eukaryota; Viridiplantae; Streptophyta; Magnoliopsida; Cucurbitales; Cucurbitaceae.
ACUCCAUCACAUUAAACCAGAGUUUUAGAUGACCGAAAAGAUGGACCCUCGGCCUUAAACACACGAGUCCAAAGAUUAAAGCCAUUAGCGAUUGAGACCCAAAUUUCUCCAAUCACAGUCCCCUCCGCUCCGCAAAUUCUUCUCCAUAUUAUAUUUUACUGCUACACCCAAACCAUGACUCUCCUUUUGCUGCAAUCUUCACCUCCAUUCCUCAAGAUUUUUGUCCUUGUUUUACUAGCCGUCGCGUCGGCGGCGGCGGCGGCCCAUUCGAAAUGCGAAUUCAAAGCCAUCUUCAACUUCGGAGACUCCAAUUCCGACACCGGCGGGUUCUGGGCGGUGUUUCCGGCGCAGCAUGGACCUAACGGCAUGACCUUCUUCAAGAAACCCACCGGCCGCGCCACCGACGGAAGGCUUAUUCUCGAUUUCUUAGCUAAGUCACUUGGACUUCCAUUUAUAAGCCCAUAUCUGAAAUCAAUAGGUUCAGAUUUCAAACAUGGAGCAAACUUCGCAACAUUAGCUUCAACAGUGUUGUUGCCAAACACUUCCUUAUUUGUCACUGGAAUUAGCCCCUUUUCUUUGGCCAUUCAGCUCAAUCAAAUGAAGGAAUUCAAGUUUAGAGUCGAUGAAUACCAUUCUUCUUCUUCUCAUCCAAAAGGAUGGACUCAACUUCCUCCACCCAACAUCUUUGGAAAAGCUUUGUAUACAUUUUACAUUGGUCAAAAUGAUUUCACCUCCAACUUAAAAGCUAUUGGAAUAGAAGGGGUUAAGCAGUAUCUUCCUCAAGUUGUUUCCCAAAUUGUUGAUACCAUCAAGGAGGUAUACAAGUUGGGAGGAAGAACAUUUGUAGUGAUGAAUAUGGCUCCGGUGGGGUGUUACCCUGCCCUUUUGGUUGAGCUUCCACACAGAAGCUCAGACAUCGACCAAUAUGGCUGCUUUAUUUCUUACAACAAAGCUGUAUCAGACUACAAUGUGAUGCUUAAGAAAGAGCUGGAACAAGCAAGAAGGGCUCUCCCUAAAGCUUCACUCCUUUAUUUCGAUACUCACUCUGUUUUGCUCCAACUCUUCCAACAUCCCAACUCUCAUGCAGGUCUUAAAUAUGGUACCAAAGCUUGUUGUGGCCAUGGUGGAGGUCCCUAUAAUUUUGACCCAACACUUUUCUGUGGAAAUAGUAAGAACAUAAACAACAAAAUCUUAACAGCAACAGCUUGCUCUGAUCCAUAUAACUAUGUAAGUUGGGAUGGAAUUCAUGCCACUGAAGCUGCAAACAAACUUGUUACUUUAGCAAUUCUCAAUGGUUCUUAUUCUCACCCUCCCUUUUCCUUUCAAAAUCUCUGUGAUCUCCGACCUUUAGAUUGAUCAAAUCGAUAAAACUGUUCAAUGUGAACAAAGACUUCCCUGUUCUUGUUGAUCUCGGAAUAAGAUUAACUAUAUUAUAUAAAUUGCCUCUGAAGCGUAACGUUGGUUUCAA